UCCGGUUAUAACUUCAUUGACAGUUGAGUACAGCAACUAGACCUUACUGAAAACUUUGCCAUGAAAACUUCUAAGAUUUCCUGUGCGUUUGUGAUUCUUUUCAUGCUGAUGAAAGGAGCGCUGUUGAUGUCAUGUGGGUUUUUUAACUUUACCGAAAGCCUGAGUAAAGAAGAAAAUAGUUCUAUCAAUAUCAACUACACCAUCAACGUUACGACAAGUCCUGAUGUUACAGACACGUUUAGCGCUGAUUAUACGGUUUGUGAAGGAAACUCUUUGAGAACUACAUGUGUAUUUAUUUACGACAAAGACUUUAGCAGCGAGUUUAAGAAGGAGUUGAGUGGGAGGACAGGAGUCACCUGCUACUGGGAACAACGACACGUGAGCAGCUCUGUGGUGGCUUUAGACAUCUACAUCUCUCAGGUCGUCACCAGGUCACUGAGUGCGAUGAUACUCUCAACUGGCAGAGGUGGGCUACCCAAACCUACCAGACUGAUACGCGUUGAGGUGUUGUACCCACCCAAAGUCAAGAGUCUGACUGUGGAUGGGGGCGAUAAUGUCAUCAUUGAUGAAGGCCAGGUGGUCAAUAUUUCCUGCUUCUUUGAGAAGGGCAAUCCUCCAGGUGUCUUUUAUUUGCUCGAUAAACAUGGAACGAAGCUGAAUUCCUCUAGUUCUGAAGGACGCCUUAGCUCCUCUCUUACUGCCCGGUGUGAAGAUGACUGGCCAGUCGUCAGGUGUGAAGGCAACGGGUCGCAACAGAAUUUGUCCAUGGCAAUACUCGUCAAGUGUCGUCCUCAGUUUGUUGACAAGUCAACAAAAAUUGUUGAUCCUGCUGUUGACACUGUAACCUUUGGUGUCAAGGCUCACACCACAGCAGUCAAAGGAUGUCUCUUGACAUCAGUUUCUAUAAAACAUUACACCGAGAGGGAAGUGAACUGCACUCUCACUGGUCAUCCACCUGACCUCGUCCUGAGUCUUCCGCUUGAGAAGGAAGAGGACAGUUUAUGUGGAAGCUGGACAUUGACUCUCAGCAAUGACUGGGGUUCUUCCAACCCAAUCUUUUUUGCCUUAAAUGGAUCAACGCCAGGGAGAUCGCCAGCUUCAGGGAAAACAAUAAACAUUGAACUCGUGUACGGCAUAGUGGUGACUGUUGUUUUGAUUGCUGUAGUUACUACUUUUGCCAUUAGAAAGUUCAAAGAGAGGAGACAUGCAGAAAGAACUCGGCCUACAGAUGGGAGCAGAUAUCCGUACGAAAAUGUAAGAGGAAACUCACCAAGUAAGUUAUUUUUGUAAACAUAAUAUUUUGAUUAACUUUUUAUUAGUUUUUUAUCAGCUUUAUUUUUUUAAUCGUUUUCACUAUUUUUAAUUAAAAAAUAUAGUGAACAGAAAGGGGUGAACCUAGUUUGAUAGUCUGAGCUAGACUAUCCGAGUCGUCUCAGCUGAAAUCUCUGUUUCCAGCCAACUCCGAUACCAUGUGAUAUGCAAAUGAUGCUCGUGUCCUAGUAUCCGUCAUCCUCAAACGCGUAUGUGUAAUUCAACAACUCUUAAAACAGUGGUUAAGUUCAUUUUUUUAAAUUUAGCUUUUUAUUUUUGUAUUAAUAAAUAAAAGGUAAUCCUUAUUGUAAUAUUUUACUAUAAUUUUCUAUUUUAGCUUGUGAUAUUGAAAAAAAUGAAGUCACCAGCUCCAAUUUGAUUUUCUGACUUAGAUAAAAUUAGGGGGAAGAAAUGGCGGAGAAUCGGUUAUCCGACUUGCUUUAUGCGUCUAAAGUGCGACAGCAGAGGAGUUCAUGUUAAAAUAACUGUCGGUUUUUUUUAACAUUUUAAUGUAAUAAUGUAAGACUUAUGUGCUUCUGAGUUUAAGAAACAGAAGCUAAACUGUCACUGUUUCGCAAGCGCGUUUACUAAGUUUAUCAGUCGCCGCAUGGUAUGAACACCGACAGACAUAUUGGAUGUGUGUACGCGUCCAUGGUAUGAGGAACGAAAUGCACCAACGACAGAAUUCCUUGGUAAGUACAGUCAACUUUCAUGACAUAUAUCUAUUUUAAGCAUGAUUGAAAUUUAGACUUAUUAAUGAAGUUCUGAAUUUAAUUUUUUAAACACAUGUUUUCAUUAAAAAAAUUAACUUAAACGUGUUAAUAAUAAUAAGUAAUAAUUAACUAAUAAACGUGUUAAAUUUCUUGGAACAGAAAUACAUAUAUAGGUUUCCUGUCAGCAUGGUUUCCUUGGUUUACUGGUUGGAUUGCUGUUAGGAAAUGACCUCAACACAAAGCAAUUUAUUGUACAAAGUGAGAGAGACGAUUACGGAGAAGGAAACGAGACAUCCGUGAAACAAAGCUGGAGGGCAGAGUGGCAUAGAGAUCGUACCCCGAGCAAAAUAGAAGCCUGGUCAAUGUAAUCAAACUUUACUUCCAUCACCAACAGAGAGACUACUGUUUGCAAGAAGAAAUCCGGAAAAGUCUGCUUCCUUGAGUUAACAUUCGCUCAGGGGCCUUUGGACAAGGUUCAUGGUGAAGAGGACUGCUUGUAGAACUGUUGGAGAAGCUGGAGACACCAUUCUGUAAUGGGAUGUUGAUGGACUGAUCAACUCAGACCUAGUUAAACAAUCACGAGUUCGCCCGAGCCACUGGAAUAAAAACAAAAUAUUCUAAUAUAUUCUAUAAUUUUCUUGAGGGAAAAGAUUUUCCGAGCCACUGUACAGCCUGUUACAGACGAGCUAUAAGGCAAUGAGAGGUUGAUGCCGAGACCAAUGGUCGUGAUUACUGCUUUGUUGUAAUGAGCAAUUUAUAAAUUGAAAGCAAAUGUCGAAGAGCAUUUCACUGUUUGAGGUCUGACUGUUGAAGAAAUGUUUGUGAAUGGUGAAGGAACUGUUAUAUAAGUGUAAGAUCUGGUACAUGCAAAAGGACAAAUGAAGAUGAUCUGAGUACAGGCCCAUUGUUUUUUAUGUUGAAAGUUUAAUGCUAGAACUAUACCA
Messenger RNA from Pomacea canaliculata, 2968 nucleotides. RefSeq lists its product as uncharacterized. NCBI's taxonomy places the organism in Eukaryota, Metazoa, Mollusca, Gastropoda, Architaenioglossa, Ampullariidae. The record is from RefSeq and is a predicted model, not a curated record. The transcript is spliced from 9 exons. Bases 61 to 1290 code for a protein of 409 amino acids.